AUGUUAAUUUUACCUCUGCCUUCCGGUGGAUUAUAUACAGGGUAUCCACGUUCUGAGUACGGUUACUGGUUACUGAGAGGUGCUGUUUUAUUCCAGCAGAGGCGUAGUGCUAGGGAUAAUCAGGACUCCUGCGGCAUUACAUUUUGGUGGCACAUGCCACCAAAAAAAAGAAAGCAAUGGAAUGCAGAAGCGAUGAAGAGGGCAGUAGAAGCAGUUAAGACCAAGGAAAUGGGAACUCUCAAGGCGUCUAAAGCAUUUGGCGUGCCCAAAAGCACACUGAUUGAUUAUGUAAUAAGUAAGAAACCGGAUGAUACAUUACUUGCUAUCAAAUUAGGCAGAAAACCUACUUUAACAAAUGAACUUGAAGAAUCACUAGUUGAGUAUGCUCUCGAAAUGGAAAGACGACACCCAAAAUUGUCUUUCCAAAAACCACAGGGAAUUUCUGCAGCCCGUGUUAAGGGUUUUACAAAAGAGAAUGUUCAAGCAUUUUUCAACCUCCUUGGUAGCGUUUUGCCAAAAGUUGGCUUUAAUCCCGCAGCAAUCUAUAAUGUUGAUGAGACUGGUAUUACGACAGUACAACACAAACAUGUCAAAGUGAUAAGUUUGAAAGGAAAAAGGCAAGUUGCAGCUUUAACUGCUUCGGAACGGGGUGCUUUAGUAACUAUUGUAACGUGUAUGAACGCUGUCGGUCGUUACAUACCACCAAUGUUGGUGUUUCCCCGCAAAAAUAUGAAGCCUGAGCUUCUAAAUGGAGCUCCCCCUGGGUCCGUUGCCAGAUGUCAUCCAUCGGGAUGGAUUCAGCAAGACAUUUUUAUAGACUGGCUGAGGCACUUUAUUUUACAUGUAAAACCUAGCGAAUCCGAACAAGUUGUCUUGAUAUUAGAUGGACACUAUUCUCAUUCAAGGAAUAUUGAUGUUAUCAACAUUGCCAGAGAUAAUUUCGUCCAUAUUAUCUGCCUACCUCCCCAUUCUACAAAUAAGUUACAACCACUCGAUGUCUCCUUUAUGUCACCUUUCAAAACUUAUUAUGCUGCUGAAAUUGAAACAUGGCUUAGAGCAAAUCCAGGGAGACUUGUAACUUCCUAUCAAAUAUCGGAACUAAUGGGAAGAGCCUAUUUAAGAGCAGCGAGUUGUGAAAUUGCAGUGAAUGGUUUUAGAAAAUGUGGAAUAUUUCCAUUCCAACCGACAAUUUUCCGAGAUGACGAAUUUGCCAUCCAUUCUUCAAAUGAAAGACAAUCAGUCGAAGGAGAUAAUGACGAAAAUUAG
Molecule: messenger RNA, 1266 nt
Organism: Acanthoscelides obtectus
Lineage: Eukaryota; Metazoa; Arthropoda; Insecta; Coleoptera; Chrysomelidae
Source: the annotation of a GenBank genome assembly